This is a messenger RNA of Dalotia coriaria, 1921 nucleotides long. RefSeq names its product transmembrane protease serine 9-like. The record is from RefSeq and is a predicted model, not a curated record. The transcript has 7 exons. Gene Ontology annotation, biological process: proteolysis. NCBI's taxonomy places the organism in Eukaryota, Metazoa, Arthropoda, Insecta, Coleoptera, Staphylinidae. Gene Ontology annotation, molecular function: serine-type endopeptidase activity. The coding region runs from base 111 to 1886 and encodes 591 amino acids.
AAUAUCCACAUGUUUCAGGCACAAGUAUAAAAUGAAUACAAUCGUGGUGAAGUGUACGCAGUCGACACAAUUAUUUUUCACGACUUGAACGCAUCAAAAAUAACUACAAAAUGGAAAAAAUUGUUUUAAUUAUUGGUAUUAUAUCAAUACUUCCAAGUGUAUUCGCCGUAGAUUUUAACGUAACAAAACGCGAGAAAUUCCCAUAUCAAGCAUCCAUACGCCGUGAUGGAAUUCACCUCUGCGGAGGAACGAUUUAUAGCAAACGACAUGUUUUAACAGCGGCAUCAUGUGUCAACAACACAAAAGCCACCGACUGGCAAGUGAUCACCGGAACGCUUAAUUUGGAAAAAGUGAAUGGUAACGAAUCACAAAUUAUCAUGGUGGAGAAAAUGUGGGUGCAUAAAGACUACAGCGGCAAAAAUGUACAGAAUAAUAUUGCUGUGUUAUAUCUAUCGAGCAAUUUGCAAUUUAAUAAUUACACUCAAAGUAUACCGAUUGCAAGGAAAUGGGUCGCGAAAGACGCGCAGAAAUGUGUCGUCAGUGGCUGGGGUGCUAAUGGCACACACUUUUAUAGACAGACAGAUCUACAUCAUGCUAAUGUUACAAUUGCCACAAAAGAAAUGGACUGCAAGAGAACUUAUCCACCGUUUCUUCAGAAUGUUAUGAUGUGCGCCGGUGAUGAUUACUUAAUUAAUCCCUGCACGGGUGACCUUGGAGGACCUCUAGUAUGCAAUAAUUCAUUGUACGGUGUGGUCACGUGGAGAAGCAAGUGUGAAACCAGAUAUGAACCGGGAAUGUACACGAAUAUUACCUACUUUGCUGAUUGGAUAACGAAAACGACGAAAACCAAUAGUGCCACUUCGAUGACUUCAACUGUGAUGUUUACCGUUUGUGCUGCGUUGUUCAGCAUAUUAAAUAAUUCGCUUAGUGCUGCAGUAAUAUUAAAUAAAACGCGAUUCAUCAGAUCAAAAAAACCCUUCAAGCGAGAAAAUGCUCGCUAUAAAAUAUAUUUAAUCAAUAUUAACUUAUUUAAUCCACAACCAAGCAACAUGAACUACCAAAUACUUCUUUUUGCCUUAAUUUCCGUAAUUUUGGGCGUGUCAGCACAAAACAGAAUCGUCGGAGGUGAUCGCGUCACCAAUCGUAAACAAUACCCAUACCAAAUUUCACUACGACUUAGCGGCCAACACAUAUGUGGCGGUACCAUUUACAAACCGCGUAUAGUGAUAACAGCCGCACACUGUUUGAAGGGAAUGAAAGCGAGUCAACUGGAAGUUGUCGCUGGGGACUUAAACUUGAGAAACCCAACAUCUCACACGCAGAGAAUACAAGCAGAAGGGAUUUACAUUCAUGAAAAUUACAGUGAUGUCGUUCUAAACGACGUCGGCGUUAUUAAACUAAAGAAAAGCUUUACUUAUGAUGACUAUGUGCGUAAUAUUACAAUAUGGAAUGAGACAUUAUCAGGUAGUCCAACUGCCCCGGGUGUUAAUUGUGUAGUUUCCGGUUGGGGAGCUACGCAAUAUGAAGGGGCAGUUGUUUCUGAUUUGAGAUAUGUUAAUAUUAAUGUUUUUACGGGUGUGAGAUGCAGUUCUAUUUAUGGUAAUAAUUUUCAAUCACCUGGGAUGAUAUGCGCUGGUGAUUUUUCAGAGUCUAAAGAUUCUUGUAGUGGUGAUUCCGGUGGUCCUUUAGUAUGUAAUGGACAGCUUUAUGGUAUUGUCUCCUGGGGAGUAGAUUGUGGUAAACCACAUUUUCCAGGUGUGUACACCAACGCGUCAUAUUAUCAAAACUGGAUUGAUACAAGCGCCGAUGUUGAUCAAGCAUACUUUUUGCAAAAAAUUUUGUUAUUCCUCGGUUGUAUAAUUACAACCAAGACAUUUUUCUACUAGUCAACAAUAAAUAAUUACUUUAUUUAUUUCUUAAA